AUGGAAAUUGCUAAAUCACUACGGCGAAUAUUAGAAAGCAUACCAGGUGUCAGUACGAUCUUCCUUACUGAUCGUGAUGGUGUGAUCGUCCUUAGUGUCGGUGAGGAGCUUCGGUCAAGAGCUUCAUUGAUAUCAAGUCUGCAAGCUACUCAAGAUCAAACCGGAAAGCUGCUCUUAGGUCCUCAUAUUUCCUCUGUCUUUUUCUAUGAGAGUAGUCAGCUAGUUAUUUUGAAUGCUACACCAUUAAUGGCAUUCAUUGUCGCAUCACCGUCUGCCAGUACUGGUAGCAUACUCAAACUACGAGAAAAGUUGGAACCCUUGUUGCAGUUUGUUAACCGAUCGUUAUUGUGCCGUCGGCUUUGUCAAGGAACCCAUGGAGUCCGCCUUCAUCAACAGUAUUACAAGCACGGGAGGCGGUGGGGUGAUCGGCGAAUCCUUUUAGCAUUUGUUUCGGCCGCUGGAUUUUCCUUCGCUGAACACGGUAUACCUGAUGAACGCUAUGACAACAAAGCUUAUUUGCACAAGGAAUUUGAGCAUGAAAGCGACAGCGCAGAUGGUUGGGAGACGUUGGUGGAAGAGGAAGAUCUGAAAGUAUAUAGAAGGUUAGUACCGGGCAAGUAUGUGAUUUAUGAAUAUAAAUGUGUUGGCUCGUAUUACGACAUCAGUCCGAAUUAUUUUCUCGACGUGCAAAACGAGCUGGCGUUCAGAAAGGAGUGGGACAGCAAUGUGCUGAGAUUAGAACUGUUAAAGGAGGAAGAUGAGCACGAGCUGAUUCGAUGGGUACAGAAAUACCCGUAUCCGUUAUAUCCUCGAGAAUAUGUGUACGCUCGGAGAACAUGGGUUUCCGAGGAUUCUCAUACAAUCAUUGUUGACAGUGAGUUGGUACCUGGAAGUUCUAAAAACGUUCGUGUGGCUAAGUAUAGGUCGCGAAUGGCUGUGAGAUCACAUAAGGAAUUUGACGACCACGGCUUAGAUUUUGUCUUAACAUACUUCGACAAUCCUGAAGCGAACAUACCACGGUAUGUCUACAAUUGGAUGGUUAAUCAUGGGGGACCAUAUUUCCUGCAACAGGUUCAUGAAGCAGCGCUGGAAGCGGAGCGAUCAGGUCGUAAGUUGUCAUGGACAUCUGACAGGAUAGAAAAAUAUCGGCACAACGUGCUCAGGAGGACAGAAGAGGAGACAAGUGACGUUAUAUUGCUAGAGGAAACGGUGAAGGAUGAAGCUGAUGAAUCAGAACUUGUCGACCUGGAAACACCUCCUUCAAAACCACGGAAAUUUUCUUUUACUUCUUUGGAUACAAACCUGCCAGCAGAGGCAUACGUGAGCGCUUAG
Messenger RNA from Haemonchus placei, 1332 nucleotides. Lineage: Eukaryota; Metazoa; Nematoda; Chromadorea; Rhabditida; Trichostrongylidae. The record is from the annotation of a GenBank genome assembly.